AUGGUGUCGACUAAAUCGCUGGCCGCCUCAUGGCGACUGUAUGCUAUUGUCGCGACUGGGCUGACGGGCCUGGUACGCGCAAGUCCCUCAGUCAAUGUUGCUCUGCAGGCAUCCUUUGAUUCAGCACCGUAUCUUCUGGAGCUUUUAGAAACAGCUGCAGAAGAGAACACAACCGCCUACUUCCCCCUCCUCGACCGCAUCGCCGACGGCACCUUCGACGACCUUUCAACAGACCAAGACCUUUACGAGCGAUUCUUGAAAAUCGUCCACGAUGACGGACACCUUCGAACCCCCGAAAGUCUAUCGUCAUUCAAACUAUCGCUGGCAGUCCGGUCGGCGGCUCCCCGGAUCUCAGCCCAUUAUCAGUUCUACAAUACGUCUGUCCAGCAUUCGCUGAUGGCGGCGCAGGAUGCGGCGUGUCCGAUGUGGGUCCAUUAUGAUGGGAGUCAGUAUUGUUCAUCUGCUAUGGAGAGAGCACAGCAGGAUGUUGAGGGGGAGUCGAACUUGCGAGUGCUUCCGUUCGAUCGCGUCUUUGGUGACAAGUCGCUGCCGCCUGCUGUGUUGUAUGCGGAUAUUGCUUCGCCUAUGUUUAAGGAGUUCCAUCAAUCGAUGACUGCUCUUGCGAAGGAGGGACAGUUGUCGUAUCGUGUGCGUUACCGGCCUCAGCAGCAUUGGACUUCGCGGCCUCUAUAUGUGUCUGGAUACGGAGUGGAACUUGCGUUGAAACGGACGGACUAUAUCGUGGUCGACGACCGGGAUGCUGAGCAUAGAGGUAAACAGGAUACCGCACCAGGCACAGAGGACAAGGAAGCUGCACCGGAUGAUCUCAAACCGUUGUCCUCUUCCGAAGUGGACCGUCUGGGAAAGAACACCGUCAGCUACGUGAUGGACAGUGAUGCUCCCCUGGAUAGCCUGGUGAAACUUUCCCAGGACUUCCCCAAGUAUUCCGCCCAUGUAGCAUCUCACAAUGCGAGUGCUGAGCUUUUGGAGGAUAUCCGCAACAAGCGUGGUCGCAUGCUUCCGCCAGGAGCCAACCUUAUGUGGAUCAACGGCGUACAGAUGCACCCGAGCAAGAUCGAUGCAUUCUCCCUUUUGGACCACCUGCGUCGAGAGAGAAGGUUGAUCGAGAAGUUCCGGGACCUUGGCAUGCCAGCUCAAGAGGCCGUAGAUUUGCUCUCUCAUCCAUUGUUGGGCGAGGCGCUGGUACAGGAUACACCGCAGCGUUUCAAUUACAAGGAUGACAUUGAAGGCGGCCACGUCAUUAUUUGGAUGAACGAUAUUGAGAAGGACGGGAGGUACAAGCAAUGGCCAGAUGAGAUCCACGCGUAUCUACAACGCUCAUAUCCUGGCCAAUUGCCUGCUGUGCGCCGCAACCUGCACCACGCUGUCUUCUCGGUUGAUUUGACCGAUCCGCAAGACAUUCAACUAGUCAUUGAACCCAUCCAGAUGUUUGUUAAGCGGAAUAUCCCCGUGAGAUUUGGCUUAGUUCCUACCGCUUCGUCGCCGGGUGCUAUUGCGCAGGCUAAGGUUGCUCAUUACCUUCAAGACAAGUUUGGCCUUUCGAGCUUGCUACAGUAUUUGGAAGAGUCUCUCAAAAAGAAAAAGACGGCGUCACCCGAUAAUUCCUGCUUCCAGUCUGCGACGAAGGGCCGGAAUGUGCGCCCUGGACGACAGCCUCUCUCACUGGAAGAGACCCUGGCAAGUGAUGAGUAUGAGGCCAUAGUUUCCCAAACAGCCAACUACCAAUCUCGACUUGGGAUCAACUCCGGGAAACGAGACUUCUUCGUUAACGGUAUUCCGUUUACUCGCGAAGAAUCAUGGACGCAAGAGUUGAGCAUGCAAGUCAACCGGGAUCUGCAGAUGGUUCAACAGAACAUCUUUGAAGGCACCAUUGACGAUGAUGCAUCGUUUUCGAAGUUUUUGUUGUCUGAUGCCGUUGAUCGACGUAAUCCGUUGAUUACUCCCCAGGAUCCCAAAGAUGUCCGCAUUCUGGACGUUGGGAAAAUUGUGGACGCGCAUCAGGAUGCUUUAAACGAACUACCCCGUUUAGCGUCGAGCGCAGAGAAUGUGCUGGACAGUGCUCAUGUUAUUGUGAUCGGCGAUUUUGAUUCUGAAAGCGGUGCUCAGUUGCUUACUGCAGCCUUAAACUUCCAAAAAGAACAUGGCCAAACGGAGGUUCUUUUUUUGCACAACUCUGAUGGACAGAAGACGGCAAAGGAAUCUGCAAGACUUUACAAGUCGCUCAAAGAAGACAAAAAAGCUGAUGCCACGCAGAUCUUGGUUGACAUACAGGGGUCAGUAGUAUCGGAUGCGGAAGCUGAAAAGAUCUCUCAGACCUGGGCAGCGUUGCAGCCUCUGACUGGCGAGCUUGGAUUCAUUCCUGGAACGACAGGCGUUGUUGUCAAUGGACGUGCAGUUGAUAUUCCAGAUGAAUCUGCUCUGGAUUCAGAGGACUUCGGUCUACUCUUAACGUACGAACGCACGAGACGAAUCACACCAGUUGCCAAGGCUGUUGACGACCUUGGAUUCAGCGCGAAGUUUUCUGGUCCUUUGGAAUUUGCGAAGCUCACGUCUCUAGCUGCUCUGUCGACCAUUUCGGAUGUGCCCGAGGGCAUGUUCGAAUCCUCUUCUGAUAUUCGAUUGAAUCUAUUCGGCAAGUGGACGGCAUCACCUUCGGUACUUACAGUAUCCAACUCGGAAGAUCCCACUAUUAACAUUGUCGUGUCCAUUGACCCAACCUCGGAGUUGGCCCAGAAAUGGCUUCCUAUUCUGAAGGUUGUUUCCGAACUGGCUGGGGUGCAGCUCAAAAUCUUCCUGAAUCCCCAGGACAAGAUCAACGAACUUCCUAUCAAGCGGUUUUAUCGCUACGUGCUGGACUCGAAGCCCUCAUUUGCUGCUGAUGGAUCUUUGGCUAGACCUACAGCAUCAUUUUCUGGUGUUCCUCUGGAGGCGCUGCUAACACUGGGCAUGGAUGUCCCAUCACCGUGGCUUGUGGCUCCCAGGGACUCUGUCUACGACCUGGACAAUAUCAAAUUGAGCGCAGUCAAGAGUGGUAACGUGGACGCUACAUAUGCCCUGGAGCACAUUCUGAUCGAGGGACAUUCGCGGGACCUAACCGCGAAGUCCCCUCCAAGAGGCGUCCAACUGAACCUUGGCACAGAAGAGAACCUUGAGUAUGCGGACACCAUUAUCAUGGCUAACGUGGGCUACUUCCAAUUUAAGACGCAGCCCGGAUUGUGGAAGAUCAGCCUGAAGCCCGGACGCAGUCAGCAAAUCUUCAACCUUGACAGCGUUGGAAGUCUCGGAUAUAGUCCUCAACCCGGUGAUGAUAAUACCGAGGUGGCACUGCUUUCUUUCCAGGGGACGACGCUCUUCCCGCGUCUCUCGCGUAAGAAGGGUCAAGAGAUGGAGGAUGUCCUGGAGACGGGUCCUAAGCCGGGCUCUGCGAUGGAAUAUGUGUCCAAAGGACUUGACUUUGCCUCUGGUGUACUGUCAAACAUGGGUGUUAGCACCGGAGCCCGUGUCAAUGAGCAUGCCGACAUCAACAUCUUCUCCGUCGCAAGUGGUCACCUCUACGAACGCAUGCUUAACAUCAUGAUGGUCUCCGUGAUGAAAAACACCUCCCACAGCGUCAAGUUCUGGUUCAUUGAACAAUUCCUCUCCCCCUCCUUCAAAUCAUUUCUCCCGCAUCUCGCCGCCGAAUACGGUUUCACCUACGAAAUGGUAACCUUCAAAUGGCCGCACUGGCUGCGCGCCCAGCGCGAAAAACAGCGCGAAAUCUGGGGCUACAAGAUCCUCUUCCUAGACGUCCUCUUCCCCCUCUCCCUCGACAAAGUUAUCUUCGUCGACGCAGACCAAAUCGUCCGCACGGAUAUGCACGAUCUCGUCACGCUAGAUCUGGACAACGCACCCUACGCCUUCACACCGAUGUGCGACUCACGCACGGAAAUGGAGGGCUUCCGCUUCUGGAAGCAGGGCUACUGGAAGACUUUCCUCCGCGGAAAACCAUACCACAUCUCCGCGCUGUACGUCGUUGACCUCAACCGCUUCCGGGCACUCGCUGCAGGAGACCGUCUGCGUGGCCAGUACCAGAUGCUCUCUGCGGACCCGAACAGUCUGAGUAAUUUAGAUCAAGAUCUACCGAAUCACAUGCAGCAUAACUUGCCGAUAAAGAGUCUGCCGCAGGAGUGGUUAUGGUGUGAGACGUGGUGCUCGGAUGAGGCGCUGGGUAUCGCGAGGACGAUUGAUUUGUGUAAUAAUCCGCAGACCAAGGAGCCGAAGUUGGAGAGGGCGAGGAGGCAGGUUCCUGAGUGGGGGGUUUAUGAUGGGGAGAUUGCGGCUUUGGGGGAGAGAGUUAGGAAGCAGCAGCGGGUGGAAGAGGAAAAGGAGCAGGUGGAUGAAGAGGGUACGGAAGAUGGUUCCGAGUGGGAUAAGGAUGAGCUGUAG
Messenger RNA from Aspergillus chevalieri, 4446 nucleotides. RefSeq names its product putative UDP-glucose:glycoprotein glucosyltransferase. Bases 1 to 4446 code for a protein of 1481 amino acids. Gene Ontology annotation, cellular component: endoplasmic reticulum. NCBI's taxonomy places the organism in Eukaryota, Fungi, Ascomycota, Eurotiomycetes, Eurotiales, Aspergillaceae. Gene Ontology annotation, molecular function: UDP-glucose:glycoprotein glucosyltransferase activity. The record is from RefSeq and is a predicted model, not a curated record. The transcript is spliced from 4 exons.